Molecule: messenger RNA, 1175 nt
Organism: Solenopsis invicta (red fire ant)
Lineage: Eukaryota; Metazoa; Arthropoda; Insecta; Hymenoptera; Formicidae
Exons: 7
Coding region: 157-897 (246 amino acids)
Cellular component (GO): mitochondrion
Source: RefSeq, a predicted model, not a curated record
UAGAUGUCACUACUGAUGAAGUGAUAUUGAUAUCUUCUAGUUUGGUUGUAAUUUUGUGACCUGGCGUAGUAUGGUGUAAUAUGUCAAGUGGCAAUUCGCCCAGGCCAUAAGGGUAUUGCAAUUCUUGGUUAGGAAAAGAAGCGGCGUUUUUCGAACAUGGAUGUAAUCUUCGCCCGCGGAUUGAGAUUUAGUGCCGAAUUAGGGAGUGCCUCGGUAUUGUUAACGAAAUAUCUUCCAUUGUCGGCAUGCUACACGUGUCGUGUCAACACGACGCGCUGGAGGUCAGCGUUUCCCGGUAAGCUCGGACAUGAAAAUGGAGAGGGAAGAGCGUCAUGUAACUCCUUAGGUCUUGUAAAUAAUAUACUCGUUUAUCAAAAGUCAUUGAAACAGGAUAUUAAUAAAAAUGGUGUCACUCUGGCGUACUACUCGGAUCUUAAGCAAAGUUCCGAUGACGAUUGCCAGAAAUCUCAGACCGAACAGAAACUGACAGUAUUUCAAAAGAUGAAACAAAUGACGAAAGACUAUUGGCACGUGCUAAUACCUGUGCAUGUUAUUACUUCUAUAGGAUGGGUAGCUCUAUUCUACACUGCUGUUAGAAAUGGCGUGGAUAUAGUGCAGCUGUUGGAAUAUAUGAAUUUUAGUGAGAAAUAUAUAGAUUUAGUACGUAACUCGGGUGCUGGUGACUGGGCCAUCACUUAUGCCCUUUACAAGAUAUUUACCCCGCUCAGAUACACUGUUACUGUUGGAGGCACGACAAUGGCGAUUAGACACUUGAGCAAGUUAGGCUAUGUGAAGGCAUUGUCAUUCAAGCUUCAAUCAUCAGAGCCUGCGGGCAAAGCUAUGACCAGUGCAGUCAAACAAAUGUGCAACAGAACACAAGACAAAAUUCAAGGCUGAAUCGGAUAAACACACGGAACCGCCAAAGUCAUAAAUAUUACUCUCCCCCUCACUAUGUCAGACCUACGACUGGGCGUAGCUCAGAGACUUAGUGUUGAUGUAUAUUUCUCUUUAUAAAUAUAUAUAUAUAUAUUAUUGUGUCAUAAAAUAAAAAGAUCAUUUCCUUGGUGAAAGUUUCCAAUAGAAAAAGUUCCAUCGUUUUCAAUAUGAAAUCUGGUUCGCAAAUUCACUGAAUCGUUUUCUAUCGGAAAUUUUUAUUAGGGUUUCUGUGUUCAGUA